GGAGUGCUGGGUGUGAGCCAGCAGCUCCCGGGGUGGCUGUGCCCAGUGCCUCCAGAGGCAAGACGUAAAGCAGCGUCCAGAGAUGAGUGGAACAUCAGGACAGUGUCUGCAGCUCUAAUCCGAAAGUCCUGAUGGGACCGCUUUGGUCCGCUGCGUGGAUUGUUUUGGGGAGCUGGCGUUUUCUACGUUAGACGCAAGGACAGGAGUCGUGCCAGGACGCAUGGUGUCACUAACCCCCCUAACCUAGGAUGAUCUGUCCUGUGUUUGCACUAGUGACGUUAUCAGAGCCUGGGGAAGAGACAUGGAACCCGGGCUGGGCGUCAUAAAAGUUCAUUUUGGAAGUGGAUAACUGCCCAGAUUGCAAGAAUAACAAGAGUGCUGAGAGCACAAUUUGGAGGAGCCAUGGAAGAGUCUUCCCAACCCACUAAACCCCUGGAGAUGAACCCUCACUCUCGCUUUAUUAUUGGUUCUGUGUCAGAGGAUAACUCCGAAGAUGAGACAAGCUCCUUGGUGAAACUUGACCUGCUAGAGGAGAAAGAGAGGUCUUUGUCGCCUGUGUCUGUCUGCUCGGAUUCCCUUUCAGACCUAGGACUCUCCAGUGCUCAGGAUGGCCUGGCAAGCCAUAUGAGGCCCAGCAUGUCUGGCUUACACCUUGUAAAGCAAGGCCGGGACAGGAAGAAAGUUGACGUGCAGCGGGAUUUCACUGUGGCUUCUCCAGCAGAAUUUGUUACUCGUUUUGGAGGGAAUAAAGUUAUUGAGAAGGUCCUGAUAGCCAAUAAUGGGAUUGCAGCAGUGAAAUGCAUGAGAUCGAUCCGACGCUGGUCCUAUGAGAUGUUUCGAAAUGAGCGGGCGAUCAGAUUUGUUGUCAUGGUGACUCCUGAGGAUCUGAAAGCAAACGCAGAGUAUAUUAAAAUGGCGGAUCACUAUGUCCCAGUUCCAGGAGGACCAAACAACAACAACUAUGCAAAUGUGGAACUCAUUCUUGAUAUUGCUAAACGGAUUCCAGUGCAGGCUGUAUGGGCUGGCUGGGGCCAUGCCUCCGAGAACCCUAAACUACCAGAACUUCUCCACAAAAAUGGGAUUGCUUUCAUGGGUCCUCCAAGCCAAGCAAUGUGGGCUUUAGGAGAUAAAAUUGCUUCAUCAAUAGUGGCUCAGACUGCUGGCAUCCCAACUCUUCCUUGGAGUGGCAGUGGUCUUCGAGUAGACUGGCAAGAAAAUGAUCUUCAGAAACGUAUCCUGAAUGUUCCUCAGGAGCUAUAUGAAAAAGGCUAUGUGAAAGAUGCAGACGAUGGACUGCGGGCUGCUGAAGAGGUUGGCUACCCUGUCAUGAUCAAGGCCUCUGAAGGAGGAGGAGGAAAAGGAAUUAGGAAAGUUAACAAUGCAGAUGACUUCCCCAACCUUUUUAGACAGGUUCAAGCUGAAGUCCCAGGCUCUCCAAUCUUCGUAAUGAGGCUAGCCAAGCAGUCCCGCCACUUGGAGGUGCAGAUCCUGGCAGAUCAGUAUGGCAAUGCCAUCUCUCUCUUUGGUCGGGACUGCUCUGUGCAGCGCAGGCACCAGAAGAUUAUUGAAGAAGCACCUGCUUCUAUUGCGACUUCGGUGGUAUUUGAGCACAUGGAGCAGUGUGCAGUGAAGCUUGCCAAAAUGGUGGGAUAUGUGAGCGCGGGCACUGUGGAAUACCUCUACAGCCAGGAUGGCAGUUUUUACUUUCUGGAGUUGAAUCCCCGUCUGCAAGUGGAGCACCCCUGCACGGAGAUGGUAGCUGAUGUUAAUCUGCCGGCAGCACAGCUCCAGAUUGCCAUGGGGAUUCCGCUCCACAGGAUCAAGGAUAUCCGAGUGAUGUAUGGUGUUUCUCCGUGGGGAGAUGGAGCUAUUGAUUUUGAGAAUUCAGCUCAUGUUCCCUGUCCACGUGGCCAUGUUAUUGCUGCACGUAUCACCAGUGAGAAUCCUGAUGAGGGAUUUAAGCCUAGUUCUGGUACAGUCCAGGAACUGAAUUUCCGCAGCAAUAAGAACGUCUGGGGCUAUUUCAGUGUUGCUGCUGCAGGAGGGCUUCAUGAGUUUGCUGAUUCUCAGUUUGGUCACUGCUUCUCUUGGGGCGAGAAUCGUGAAGAAGCCAUCUCAAACAUGGUGGUGGCUUUGAAGGAGCUGUCCAUCCGAGGGGAUUUCCGAACCACUGUUGAGUACUUGAUUAAACUGUUGGAAACAGAAAGCUUCCAGCAGAACCGCAUUGACACUGGCUGGUUGGAUCGGCUUAUUGCUGAGAAAGUACAGGCUGAAAGGCCUGAUACCAUGCUAGGAGUGGUAUGUGGAGCUCUUCAUGUGGCUGAUGUGAGCUUACGGAACAGUGUCUCAAACUUCCUGCACUCUCUAGAAAGGGGCCAAGUUCUGCCUGCUCAUACUCUGCUAAACACCGUGGAUGUGGAACUCAUCUAUGAAGGACGGAAGUAUGUGCUGAAGGUGACCCGACAGUCUCCCAACUCCUACGUGGUCAUCAUGAACAGCUCCUGUGUAGAAGUCGAUGUGCACCGGCUGAGCGAUGGAGGACUGCUCCUGUCCUAUGAUGGCAGCAGCUAUACUACUUACAUGAAGGAAGAAGUGGACAGGUAUCGUAUCACUAUAGGUAACAAGACCUGUGUGUUUGAAAAGGAAAACGAUCCCUCCAUCCUGCGCUCGCCUUCAGCUGGGAAGCUUAUUCAGUAUGUGGUGGAGGAUGGCGGACACGUGUUUGCAGGCCAAUGCUUUGCAGAAAUCGAGGUGAUGAAAAUGGUGAUGACACUAACAGUAGGAGAAUCGGGCUGCAUCCAUUAUGUCAAACGCCCUGGGGCAGUGUUGGAUCCAGGCUGUGUGAUUGCCAAGCUCCAACUGGAUGAUCCCAGCAGGGUUCAGCAGGCUGAACUGCACACGGGUACCUUGCCACAGAUCCAGAGCACAGCACUUCGAGGCGAGAAACUCCAUCGCAUCUUCCAUUAUGUCCUAGAUAACCUGGUCAAUGUGAUGAACGGAUACUGCCUGCCAGAGCCCUACUUCAGCAGCAAGGUGAAGGGCUGGGUUGAGCGACUAAUGAAGACCCUGAGAGAUCCAUCUUUGCCUCUGCUGGAACUUCAGGACAUCAUGACCAGUGUUUCUGGACGGAUCCCACCCAAUGUGGAGAAGUCCAUCAAGAAGGAGAUGGCCCAGUAUGCCAGCAACAUCACAUCAGUCCUUUGCCAGUUUCCCAGCCAACAGAUUGCCAAUAUCCUGGAUAGCCAUGCAGCCACUUUGAACCGCAAAUCAGAGCGUGAGGUCUUCUUCAUGAACACGCAGAGCAUUGUGCAGCUUGUACAAAGGUACCGGAGUGGUAUUCGGGGUCACAUGAAGGCUGUGGUGAUGGACCUGCUCCGGCAGUAUCUGAAGGUGGAGACUCAGUUUCAGCAUGGUCACUAUGACAAGUGUGUCUUUGCCCUUCGGGAAGAGAAUAAAAGCGACAUGAAUGCUGUAUUGAACUACAUCUUCUCACAUGCUCAGGUCACCAAGAAGAACCUGCUUGUUACAAUGCUCAUUGACCAGCUAUGUGGCCGUGACCCCACCUUGACAGAUGAGCUGAUUAAUAUUCUGACAGAGCUGACCCAGCUCAGCAAGACAACCAACGCCAAAGUGGCUCUACGAGCACGGCAGGUUCUCAUUGCUUCCCAUUUGCCGUCCUACGAGCUGCGUCACAACCAGGUGGAGUCCAUCUUCCUGUCCGCUAUUGACAUGUAUGGACACCAGUUCUGCAUUGAGAACCUGCAGAAACUCAUUUUGUCAGAAACAUCUAUCUUUGAUGUGCUACCCAACUUUUUCUACCACAGUAACCAGGUGGUAAGAAUGGCAGCUUUAGAGGUGUAUGUUCGAAGGGCAUACAUUGCCUACGAAUUAAACAGCGUCCAGCAUCGCCAGCUGAAGGAUAACACUUGUGUGGUGGAGUUCCAGUUCAUGCUACCUACCUCCCAUCCAAACAGAGGGAACAUCCCCACGCUAAACAGAAUGUCCUUCUCUUCCAACCUCAACCACUACGGGAUGGUCCACGUAGCCAGCGUGAGUGACGUGCUGCUAGACAACUCGUUCACUCCGCCGUGCCAGCGGAUGGGUGGAAUGGUCUCCUUCCGCACCUUUGAAGAUUUUGUCAGAAUCUUUGAUGAAGUGAUGAGUUGUUUCUGCGACUCUCCUCCCCAGAGCCCAACCUUCCCUGAAGCUGGCCAUGCUUCCUUGUAUGAUGAAGACAAGGCCGCCCGUGAGGAGCCCAUUCACAUUCUUAACGUUGCUAUUAAAACUGACAGUGAUGUUGAUGAUGAUGGGCUGGCAGCCAUGUUCAGGGAGUUCACACAAAGCAAGAAAUCGGUCCUGAUUGAACACGGGAUUCGGAGACUGACUUUCCUUGUAGCACAAAAGGACUUCAGGAAACAGGUCAACUGUGAGGUGGAUCAGAGAUUUCAUAGAGAAUUUCCAAAGUUCUUCACGUUCCGUGCCCGGGAUAAGUUUGAAGAAGAUAGAAUCUACCGUCAUCUGGAGCCAGCUCUGGCCUUCCAGCUGGAGCUGAACAGAAUGCGAAACUUCGACCUCACUGCCAUCCCAUGUGCCAACCAUAAAAUGCAUCUCUACCUUGGAGCAGCUAAAGUUGAAGUAGGAACAGAGGUGACAGACUACAGGUUCUUCGUGAGGGCUAUUAUAAGGCAUUCAGACCUGGUUACCAAGGAAGCCUCCUUUGAGUAUCUGCAAAAUGAAGGAGAGCGAUUGCUUUUGGAAGCCAUGGACGAGCUGGAGGUGGCAUUUAAUAACACCAACGUGCGCACUGACUGCAAUCACAUCUUCUUAAAUUUUGUGCCUACUGUCAUCAUGGACCCGUCAAAGAUUGAAGAAUCCGUGCGGAGCAUGGUGAUGCGCUACGGGAGUCGCCUGUGGAAACUCCGCGUCCUCCAAGCCGAGCUGAAGAUCAACAUUCGGUUGACACCGACCGGGAAGGCAAUUCCCAUUCGUCUCUUCCUGACCAACGAGUCAGGCUACUACUUGGACAUCAGUCUGUACAAAGAAGUAACGGACUCCAGGACAGCACAGAUUAUGUUCCAGGCCUAUGGGGAUAAACAGGGGCCACUUCAUGGGAUGCUGAUCAAUACCCCGUACGUGACCAAGGACCUGCUUCAGUCCAAGAGAUUCCAAGCACAGUCUUUAGGGACAUCCUAUGUCUAUGACAUUCCUGAGAUGUUUCGGCAGUCUUUGAUUAAACUCUGGGAUUCGAUGAAUGAACAUGCAUUCCUGCCAACACCACCGCUGCCGUCUGACAUACUAACGUACACCGAGUUGGUGUUGGAUGAUCAGGGCCAGCUCGUGCACAUGAACAGGCUGCCGGGAGGAAAUGAGAUUGGGAUGGUAGCUUGGAAAAUGACUCUCAAGACCCCCGAGUAUCCAGAAGGCCGCGAUAUCAUUGUCAUUGGCAACGACAUUACCUACCGGAUCGGUUCUUUCGGGCCUCAAGAAGACAUGCUGUUCCUGAGGGCUUCAGAGCUUGCCCGAAGCCAUGGCAUACCCCGUAUCUACGUGGCUGCCAACAGCGGAGCCAGGAUCGGCUUGGCCGAGGAGAUUCGGCACAUGUUCCAUGUUGCAUGGGAAGACCCGGAUGACCCAUACAAAGGAUACAAAUACUUGUACCUGACACCUCAGGACUAUAAAAAAGUCAGUGCUCUGAACUCAGUUCACUGUGAACAUGUGGAGGACAACGGAGAGUCCAGGUAUAAGAUAACAGAUAUUAUCGGGAAGGAAGACGGACUUGGAAUAGAGAACCUCAGAGGAUCUGGCAUGAUUGCUGGAGAAUCAUCUUUAGCCUAUGACAGUAUUAUCACCAUCAACUUGGUUACUUGUCGAGCGAUUGGAAUUGGAGCUUACCUUGUUCGGCUCGGGCAGAGGACCAUCCAGGUUGAGAACUCUCAUAUAAUCCUGACUGGCUGCGGAGCCCUUAACAAGGUGCUUGGACGGGAAGUUUACACCUCCAACAACCAGCUGGGUGGGAUCCAGAUAAUGCACAACAACGGGGUGACGCACGGCACCGUGUGCGACGACUUCGAAGGAGUCUACACCAUUCUGCUGUGGCUUUCCUACAUGCCAAAGAGUGUGUACAGCCCUGUUCCUAUCCUCAAAGUCAAAGACCCUAUAGACAGAACCAUAGACUAUAUGCCUACCAAGACUCCCUAUGAUCCUCGCUGGUUGCUGGCUGGCCGCCCAAAUCCAAGUCAAAAAGGACAAUGGCUGAGUGGUUUCUUUGACAAUGGCUCCUUCCUGGAGAUCAUGCAGCCCUGGGCCCAGACAGUUGUGGUUGGCAGAGCAAGGCUGGGAGGAAUACCUGUAGGAGUUGUUGCUGUAGAAACGAGGACAGUGGAGCUGAGUAUCCCCGCCGACCCCGCAAACCUGGACUCGGAGGCCAAGAUAAUCCAGCAGGCUGGCCAGGUGUGGUUCCCUGACUCGGCCUUUAAGACGGCCCAGGCUAUCAACGACUUCAACAGAGAGGGGCUGCCUCUGAUGGUCUUUGCCAACUGGAGAGGCUUCUCUGGUGGGAUGAAAGACAUGUAUGACCAAGUGCUGAAGUUUGGUGCCUACAUCGUGGACGGCCUGCGGGAGUAUCGGCAGCCCGUGCUCAUUUACAUCCCGCCGCAGGGGGAGCUGAGAGGGGGAUCCUGGGCUGUGAUGGACCCGACCAUCAAUCCUCGUCACAUGGAGAUGUACGCCGACAGGGAGAGCAGAGGAGGAAUCCUGGAACCGGAGGGGACGGUGGAAAUCAAAUUCCGCAGGAAAGACCUGGUGAAGACAAUGAGGCGAGUGGACCCCGUCUACAUCCACCUGGCGGAGCGCCUCGGUACCCCUGAGCUGAGCCCUGCGGACCGAAAAGAUCUGGAGACGAAGCUGAAGGAGCGGGAGGAGUUCCUGAUCCCCAUUUACCACCAGGUCGCCAUGCAGUUUGCCGACUUGCACGACACACCCGGCCGGAUGCAGGAGAAGGGUGCCAUAACUGACAUUCUAGACUGGAAAACUUCUCGUACCUUCUUCUACUGGAGGCUGAGACGUCUUCUUCUGGAGGACGUGGUCAAAAAGAAGAUCCACGACGCCAACCCUGAGCUGACCGAUGGGCAGAUCCAGGCUAUGCUGAGACGCUGGUUUGUGGAAGUCGAAGGGACGGUAAAGGCGUACCUGUGGGACAGUAACAAGGACCUGGUGGAGUGGCUGGAAAAGCAGCUAACGGAAGAGGAAGGCAUUCGCUCUGUUGUAGAUGAAAACAUCAAGUACAUCUCCAGGGACUACAUCCUCAAGCAGAUAAGGGGCCUGGUCCAGGCCAACCCGGAGGUUGCCAUGGAUUCGAUCGUGCACAUGACCCAGCAUAUAUCACCCACCCAGCGAGCGGAGAUCGUGCGGAUCCUCUCCACAAUGGACUCGCCUUCUUCAACGUAAGAGCAUCGAUUUCCCGUACUCCCCCCUGCCCGGUACAGUGGAGGAAAAAAAAAAAAAAAAAGCUCAGAAUUGCCCUUUGUCUGCUCGACUGCGACCACUGUACCGAGACGGGGAGGCUCAGGGAAAUGCUGGAAGAGUGACAUUUUUAUUUUUUCAAAUCAGACUGACCAGAGGAAGUGUGUUCUUUGGCCACAGACACGAGGAAAAUGUAUAAACACAAGCGCCUGCGGAAUUGAGUUACAGCUGUCUAACUGUACCUUAUUUAUUUAACAAAGUGUGACUGGACCAAUGCAUCAGUUAGCUGUUCGACAAAACCACAGCCAGGCAAUGACGGGUACGCUGGUACCGUGAGGUCUUGGCAUAGCCCAGCAGGGGCUGAGUACGCCCCUGUUCCCCUGCCCGCUUCUCUCAUCACACCCGGCCUGGCAGCGGCCGCGGGGUGCUGCCACGUGCCAACGUUACACCCCUGACACCCCACGGGGGCAUUCGCUGCGGGCUGAGGCAAGGCAGGACCCUCGGGUGCAGGUGAGAGCCCCCCCUUGUCCCUGGAGCUGGGAAAUGCUCCUGUGUGGUGUUGUGUGCGCGAGUGGCAUCCGCCACCGAGUCAGCCCUCUUGUCUCUGUCAGCCAGUGCGAUUUUUAUUCCAGACGUCUGUCUUGUUACUCAGUAGUAGAACAGCAUUUAAAGCCGCAUGGCCAGUGCUGUGCCUGAGGCUCCUGGGCUUCCCAGGGCUGCUCCCCAAUGGGGGAAGCGGCAGGGCAGGGCUUUGCGGGCUCCAGCUCUUUGCCUUUGUGCCUGAUUCUUUUAGAACGGGUCACUAAGGUGUGUGAGAAGCCCUUCUAGGAGGAGAUAAAAGAGGAGACCAAAACACAGCUGUUCAGCCAUUUCUGCUCUGCCUUCCCUACUCGUUUUGAGGGAUAACACACACGGGGCAGCCCCACUUCUGCAUAUACUUCAUCUAAGUGCUAAUUCCUUUCAUAUGAGUAGGCAGCCAAAGCAAAAAGCAGAUACGUAAGGGAGUGGAAGGGACAGAGUCAAACACACAAUGGGGUUAGAACUGCAAAAGGAAAAUUCGGUUGAAGGCACCUGAGCAGCUUUUCUCCCGUGCCCAUCCCUGCCCCAGAGCUGACUUGAGCGCUGGCCGCACCACCUGGGUCGCCCUCAUGGGCAGCUGGGGAAGGGGCUCAGAUCCUUCACACGAGACAGAAAUAUUAAAAAGAAGUUACUUUUUGGUCAUCACGUUCUUUAGCACCAGCUGGCACGUUCACCUGUUCCAGUGGUCACUGUGCAGCCAGAACGGUCCGCAGUUGGUCCACAGUCGCUGUUGGGCAGGGAAGUGCGGAGCCACCCGGGGCCAGGCUGCCCACCGAGACUGCCCCGGGGCCUUUGCCAAUCUCGACACUUUUUUAUUUUCAAGGGCCUCCUGACCAUAAUAAAAGAUCAGGUAUGCAGGAAGUCUGUAAAAAGUAAUGUUGGAGAGCUUACACCAAUGAUUGUCUUAAAAGUAUUUCAGAUUUUACAAAUCCACUUUUAGUAUUGCACGAAUCAGAAGGGAUGUUUUUAUGAGAAUUAAUUACAGUGCCAGUGCCUCACACCUGUGCUCUUUCCUUCCGAGCUGCAGCGCACCCCUUCUGCGCAUGGGGUGCGAGAGCUCUUGCAAAAUCAAGGUGCAGCACCGUGGGUGGCUGUUCUCCUCCCCAGAGAGCACAGCAGCAUGGCCCAUGGUGCCUGGAGUCAUCUGAAGGACUAGCCUCGUCUUAAUAGUUUAGAACCCUAAUUUGAUUUCAAAGACUCUUUUUUUCCACUAGAGCCCCCCGAACAACCCCCUAAAGAUGCUUUUACUUAGGCCAACCUGGGCUGCAGCAGGACACGAAGGACAGACAGAGAAUGUCUCAGCCAGGCAGGACUGCUCGGGGUGGGCGAGCGCAGUGCACGGACAUCUCGUUGGGCUCCUCCGCUGUCACCAGCAUUUCCUUCGUGGUGUUGUCGCAGACCGGUCCAUUGCCGUGGUGUCUGCAGGUAUCAGUGGGAAAUGUCCUGGUGCCCACAGCUCCGUUCCCCGUGCCUGGGGGGAGCUGCAGCUGCCAAAGCCUGGGCAAGAGCAGAGCCUCUCUAGCUCAGCGUUACAGGCACUGGGGCAGGCUCGACUUAAUUUGGGGGUAAAGUAGCUCCAAAAAAAAACCAGCCAGUAGUUAGCAUUGGAGCUGGUUGGAAGUUGAAGCCUGGCUCUAGCCCUGGGAGCACUGUGGAGGUCCAGGAGCGCGGUGCCAGCGGAUGUCGCGGGGUGCUGCAGGCGUGUGGGGCAGUGCCCGAAGCGAGCCGGGCGGCGAGGCAGGCGCUGCGGGGAAACCACCCUCGGUACAUACAGUUCUUGCUGGUGCUGAAGUACUUCACUUACCUCAAUUUCUUUUAAUAAAAAGAAUGAAUUACA
Cygnus olor (mute swan) is the source of this 9877-nucleotide messenger RNA. It is a transcript of the gene ACACA, whose product is annotated as acetyl-CoA carboxylase alpha. Gene Ontology annotation, molecular function: acetyl-CoA carboxylase activity; metal ion binding; ATP binding. Bases 403 to 7446 code for a protein of 2347 amino acids. Lineage: Eukaryota; Metazoa; Chordata; Aves; Anseriformes; Anatidae. The record is from RefSeq and is a predicted model, not a curated record. The transcript has 57 exons. Gene Ontology annotation, biological process: fatty acid biosynthetic process.